AUGAAAUUUGUUUCAUCUGCUAAGACAGAACUAGCCAGCACGACAACAUUUUUUGAGGAGCCAAAGUCUAGUCGUGGUAUAAACACAAUGCCCCGUGUUGUGAAGAGAAAAUUGCAGAAAAUCAAGCCACUUAUUCAGUACAACAAAAGGGGGAAACCAUAUGGCCGUGCACAUAUUGAGUUGCAGUCCUACAUUGGUGUGUUGGCACAGUCCAGAGUCCCAAUUGUGGACAAGAAAUGGACUAAAAUCCCCAUGGAUAUAAAAGAGCAGAUUUGGGAAGCCGUUGACAUGGCUUAUGUGGUAGGGCAAGGGGGUAAAAAAAUGGUAUUAUCAUCUGCUGGCAAGAAAUGGAAGGAUUUCAAGUCUACAUUAACGAGGCAUCAUAUCCUUCCAUUCAUCAAUGAGAAUGAGAAGUUAAGACAACCCCCUGAAUUAUAUAAAUUCAUAGAGAAAGCAGACUGGGAUGCCUAUGUAGCUUCAAGGUUAUCCGAACAAUUUGAGUCUGUCCAUGUUGAACAUGCACAGAGGAGAGAGAAAUGCGAGUACAAUCAUCGAUUGUCUCGAAAAGGAUAUGUUGGUUUGGAGCAAGGUCUUAAAUAUCGAUAG
This is a messenger RNA of Prunus armeniaca (apricot), 606 nucleotides long. The record is from the annotation of a GenBank genome assembly. NCBI's taxonomy places the organism in Eukaryota, Viridiplantae, Streptophyta, Magnoliopsida, Rosales, Rosaceae.